GACAGAACAAGCGCAGCGCCCGGUGCGGGGCCCGGCAGGCAGUGACAUAGACAGCCCGGCUGUCCCAUAAUGCAGUGCGCGGCCCGGGGUCCUUCCCCCAGCCUGAGCUCCACGUGACUGAGAGCAGAGACAGACAUGCCGAAAUCCAAGCGCGACAAGAAGGUGUCCCUGACCAAGACCGCCAAGAAGGGGCUGCAGGUGAAGCAGAGCCUGAUCGAGGAGUUGCGGAAAUGUGUGGACACCUACAAGUAUCUGUUCGUUCUGUCUGUGGAGAACAUGAGGAAUAACAAGCUGAAGGACGUGCGCAACGCCUGGAAACACAGCCGGUUAUUCUUCGGUAAGAACAAAGUGAUGACUGUGGCUUUGGGGAAGGAUCAGUGUGAUGAGUAUAAGGAUAAUCUACACCAGUUGUGUAAGUGUCUUAAAGGAGAAGUCGGGAUCCUGUUCACCAAUCGCACAGAGAAAGAAGUUAAAGAAUGGUUUGACGAGUUUAAGGAAACAGACUUUGCUCGGGCCGGGAAUAAGGCCACUUACGGCGUGGUGCUAGAUGAGGGGCCCCUGGAGCAGUUCACACACUCAAUGGAGCCACAGCUACGACAGCUAGGCCUGCCCACCGCGCUAAAGAAAGGUGUGGUGACCCUUCUGUCGGACCAUGAGGUGUGUAAAGAGGGCGACACCCUGACCCCGGAGCAGGCCAGGAUCCUGAAACUCUUUGGGUAUCAGAUGGCCGAGUUUAAAGUGACCAUAAAAUCCAUGUGGGAGGCGGAGACCGGAGAAUUCCAGAGGUUCUCAGAGGGAGAUGAGAAAAGCGAAGACGCGAUGGACGAUGAAGAUGAUGAUAAUGAGGAGGAAGCAGAGUAAUGAUCGGCCCUUGCGUACAGCGCUGGAUUGCUGCAGCAUUAGUCAGAGGAGGUGACUGCAGCUUCUCCUCCACCGUUCAGUACAAUGACUGAAUAUUCCCAGGAGCGGCGUUACUGUGUUUUAGCAGAUGCCAUUUAUAGGUUCUGUCCCUUCAUCUACAUCUGGGGAAUAUGCAAAGACUACUCAGGACCCCUCCACUGUGCACCCCCCUAAACCUUCCACCUACACCGCCACCUCGGGAGCAAUCGGAGUGCUCAGUGGAUGCUUAAUAUCCCCACCCCCUACAGUCAUACGUCCUGGAACACAUUAUUUUUUUUUUUUCCAUCAACUGGUGCCAGGAAGAUCUACAGAUUUGUAAAUUACUUCAAUUUAAAAAUCUUAAUCCUUCCAGUACUUAUCAGCUGCUGUAUGCUCCACAGGAAGUUGUGUAGUUCUUUCCAGUCUGACCACAGUGCUCUCUGCUGACACCUCUGUCCAUGUCAGGAACUGUCCAGAGUAGGAGCAA
Messenger RNA from Hyla sarda, 1366 nucleotides. RefSeq names its product MRT4 homolog, ribosome maturation factor (gene MRTO4). NCBI's taxonomy places the organism in Eukaryota, Metazoa, Chordata, Amphibia, Anura, Hylidae. The transcript has 8 exons. Gene Ontology annotation, cellular component: preribosome, large subunit precursor; nucleolus. The record is from RefSeq and is a predicted model, not a curated record. The coding region runs from base 136 to 861 and encodes 241 amino acids. Gene Ontology annotation, biological process: rRNA processing; ribosomal large subunit biogenesis; nuclear-transcribed mRNA catabolic process. Gene Ontology annotation, molecular function: RNA binding.